AGUAACAAGAAGUUGAAAGACCAGAACAGCUACAUUGUGUACGCCACACACACACAACAUUACUGACAAAAUAUGGCGACACCAGGAACAGGAUCUCCUGCCACUCCGCCGAAAGAUGACUUUGUCAGAAGACGACUCCCUCACUUUGCAAGUACAAAACCAGAGGCAAACCCUACACCCAGGCCCAUCAAAGACUUGAACAAGUUCAACCAACACGACACUCUGUCACAAGGUUAUCUGAACGCGUCUCUGCUGUCAGCGAACGCCUCACAGCUUCAACUCGUGAUCCAGUCAGGGUUUCCUGAAACCAUGUUCUACGUACAGCUUGCGCUGCUGCUGAUCUCCAUCACUCUACAAGUGACACAGGGCAUACUGCUACUCCGCAAGUAUCAGAUAAACAUGGAGACAGCUAACGACAACGACGACAGUGACGACGAACAAGACAGCCAGCGGGCCCACAAAUACAACAACUGGGCGAUGGUGGUCGCUAUUGUCGUCAUGGCGGUCAACAUACUCAUCUCUACUUUUGGGGCCUCCUUAUUCACUGCUAGCAAGUCCAAGACUGCAUGAAACAUUAAAUAAAUAACCCGAACUAGCUGAGGUGUAAUACCACUUGUUAACGUUAGUUACCGAUUGAUUUUCAGUGAACAAGUUGACAUUAUAUAAUUAAGUCUCGUCUAUAGAACAAGUUGUUGAAAAAGAAUGACAGACGAUUAAAGUCUAAACUUUUCAGGCUACAGGCGAUCCUGGUUAUGAAUUGGGACCGCUAGAACUAAAACCUGUGCAGGCUGAUCUAUUCCAUGCUUUGCGGUUAGGAACGCCAAUGUUAACCUGCGGGUGCAGUAAUUAACGGUUACGAUAGGUGACUCUCUACACUACUUGUAAAUGAGUAGUUCAAGGGUAAAGGUCAACAAGCGUGACUUGAACAGUUCAAAAUCACAUGCAGCCGAAAUUUACGCGGCUCUAUCAACAACUCAGCGUUUUUGUAAGCUGUUGAGGUAAGUAGUGAGCAAAUUCACGAUUUGUGCCUCAAACAAGUUCUUAGCAAGUGUAACCUUUAGUUAUAACUUGAUGUCCUGCUCCCCAUUACCAACUAUGUAUGUACGAAGUGCUGCGGCGUGGCAUUAAGGGUGAAUACGUCUGUCCUAUAUAUAGACUAUAUCUUAGAUAUCUGGAUAACAAGUGAUUGGUACACCAAGCACGUUCAUGAUUUAGUUUAACCCUGUCAGGCUUGUGUACAUCAUUGAGCUGUGAAAAUGGACCUUGAACGUGUUGGAAAGGUAUUCCUGUAAUACUUUGUGGCGGUGUGUAAUGUUGUGAAAAUA
Messenger RNA from Branchiostoma belcheri (Belcher's lancelet), 1325 nucleotides. RefSeq lists its product as uncharacterized. Lineage: Eukaryota; Metazoa; Chordata; Leptocardii; Amphioxiformes; Branchiostomatidae. Gene Ontology annotation, biological process: tissue regeneration; cell adhesion. The coding region runs from base 73 to 570 and encodes 165 amino acids. The transcript has 5 exons. The record is from RefSeq and is a predicted model, not a curated record. Gene Ontology annotation, cellular component: membrane.